Molecule: messenger RNA, 1090 nt
Organism: Dermatophagoides farinae (American house dust mite)
Lineage: Eukaryota; Metazoa; Arthropoda; Arachnida; Sarcoptiformes; Pyroglyphidae
Product: exodeoxyribonuclease
Biological process (GO): base-excision repair
Cellular component (GO): nucleus
Molecular function (GO): double-stranded DNA 3'-5' DNA exonuclease activity; DNA-(apurinic or apyrimidinic site) endonuclease activity; phosphoric diester hydrolase activity
Source: RefSeq, a predicted model, not a curated record
UUGAUGAGCCAUGAGUUGUUUGCACAUUUGAAUCAUCGACGAAUGUUUUUCUGACAAAAAAUUUCUUGCAUCUUUUUUCAUCAAAAUGCCCCCAAAACGAAAAAAGACUGAAGCUGCAAAGAAUUCCAAUAUCAAAAAGCUACAAAAAUUAUCGGCAGAUGAACAACGAGAAAAAGAAGAGUCAUCAUCCAUGUCAACAAAUGUAGAUGAAAGUAUGAUGAAACCAUUCAAUUUGAAAAUCAUAUCCUGGAAUGUAAAUGGAAUUCGUGCUGCAAUGAAAAAUGGCAUUUUAAAUUUUCUUAAUUCUGAAUCAUGUGACAUUUUGGCUAUUCAAGAAACCAAAUGUAAUGACAAAACAUUUCCAUCUGAAUUGAAAAAUUGGCCGAAUUUUCCAUAUAAAUAUUAUGUUUCAUCCAAACAAGAUGGAUAUGCAGGUGUUGCAUUAUUCUCGAAACGAAAACCAUUAUCCGUUGAAUAUGGUAUUGGUAAACCGGAAUUCGAUGAUGAAGGUCGAAUCAUUACAGCUGUCUAUGAUAAUUUUAUACUUGUCAAUGCUUAUGUUGUGAACGCUGGACAAGGAUUGAAACGAUUAGAUUUCAAAUUACAAUUUGAUCAAGAUUUUCGUGAAUAUCUACAGAAAUUGGAUGAACAGAAACCCGUUAUUCUAUGUGGCGAUCUAAAUUGUGCACAUAAAGAAAUUGAUUUAGAGAAUCCAAAAACCAAUACAAAAACGGCCGGUUUUACACCAGAAGAACGUGCCGAUUUCGAUCGUUUACUUGAUGCUGGUUUUAUCGAUUCAUUUCGUGUGUUGUAUCCAAAUCAACAUAAAUGUUAUACAUAUUGGGGAUAUCGUUUUAAUUGUCGUGCUAAAGAUAUUGGUUGGCGUCUAGAUUAUUUCCUUCUCUCGGAGCGAAUAAUGGCCAAUUUAAUUGAUAAUCGUAUAUUUAAACAUGUUAUGGGUAGUGAUCAUUGUCCUAUUGCUCUAUACAUGAACAUGUCCGAUUCAGAUGAUGAUGACGAUGAAUAAAACUGAAUUUUUGCAUUCUGAUCAUUAAAUAAAAUUGUAAUAAAUAAAAAAUAAAUAAAUCAA